AUGCAUCAGAGGCCGGACAAGCUCGAAGGGUUGGAGUUGCAACGAUACGAAAAGGUUCGAAAGCUAGCCACUCUAGUCGGUGAUUGGAAGGCCUUCACGGCUCGUGGCAGAUCUUUGAAAAAUGUUUGGACGACGACCUCUAAGAUGGGGUUGUUCAUAUAUGGAAUCACUGAUCAUUAUCCUCAUCUUGUUAAGCCCUGGGAUCAAACAUCCAAAUCAAGCGCUUAUGGCCCCUUGGAAAAUGUGCCAGCAUGUAAACACAUCAUCCCGGAUGUAUUUAACGUGCAAUGCACGCCCCUCGAAAUCUUGCACUGGAAGAAGUCCACUACCUCACUUCUCCCAGAGUAG
This is a messenger RNA of Sclerotinia sclerotiorum 1980 UF-70, 348 nucleotides long. RefSeq lists its product with no specific name. The transcript has a single exon. NCBI's taxonomy places the organism in Eukaryota, Fungi, Ascomycota, Leotiomycetes, Helotiales, Sclerotiniaceae. Bases 1 to 348 code for a protein of 115 amino acids. The record is from RefSeq and is a predicted model, not a curated record.